Messenger RNA from Paraglomus brasilianum, 429 nucleotides. Lineage: Eukaryota; Fungi; Glomeromycota; Glomeromycetes; Paraglomerales; Paraglomeraceae. The record is from the annotation of a GenBank genome assembly.
GAUCUGCCUACUACUUCGCUAACCUUUGAAACACGCAAAUCACGGGGCAAACCACGGGGCAAACUACGGGGCAAACAACCGCGGGCAAAGAUAGUGGACUAUGUACCUGCCAACGAAAUUCUGCCUUUACCAGUCUCUGUUUCAACAGUCGAUGGCGCGCCUAAUAACUACCUUGUAAAAAGUUCGUUGUAUUCCACCGGAUAUAAAAAUUAUGGUAAAUUUACAACCAAACUUACAUGCGAAGACGGUGUAAGCGUUAAGUCAAUUAAUCCGAAGUUUGGGAAAAACGAAAGUGACUCCCUUAGAAGCGACUUUAAAUUGGUUGUUCCUUCAAACAAGAAGAUAGUGACUUGUAUUAGACAUGUGGCUGAAGGAGAUACUUCUAUGAUUAUUUCUUUUAGUUUUAAUCCUGUACACGACUCUGACUAA